AUGGAUACAAUGUGUACUGGUGCUGCUCACGAGGUGGCAACCGCUGCUGCGAAAGGGAACUUGGAGAAUAUUAAAACCGAAGUCCAGGAAUGGCGCCACAAAGUGGAUGAGGGCUUCACUGAAGAGGCAAAGAAAGUGAACGAUCUUGAAGUCAAAGCAAAGACCAAGUGUUCUCGCUACCAGCUUAGCAAGAAAGCAGAAGAAGAUGCUGCCAAUUUUAAAAAGCUUAUCGAAGAUGCCCGUUUUGAGCGCGUGGGAUGCCCUUAUGUUGCUGAACCCAUAAUCCAUACAGACUUUGAGACCUUUCAAUCAAGAGAGGAGGUUUUCAAUGAUAUCAUGGAGUUACUGAAAGAUGCAACAACAAGCAUGAUUGGAGUGUACGGGAUGGCUGGUGUGGGCAAAACAUGGCUGGUCAAAGAAGUUGAGAGACAACUCCAUGGGGUUAAGUUAUUCAAUUCAGUAGUUAGAGCAACUGUAUCUCGAAUUCCUGACAUUAAGGAAAUCCAAGACCAAAUAGCAUACUCAUUGGGUUUGAAGCUUGAAGAAAACAGUCCGGUUGUAAGAGUCCGUAAAUUGUAUGGAAGGUUAAGGAAUGAGAAAAAUGUUCUUAUUAUUGUGGAUGAUCUUUGGAAGAAACUGGAUCUAAAGGAAGUCGGAAUUCCAUUUGGAAGUCAACACAAAGGAUGCAAAAUACUGUUGACCUCAAGAAGUCGAAAUGUUGUAAGCAAUGAGAUGGGUGCUACAAAGACCUUUGCAGUUGAUAAUUUAGAUGAGGAAGAAGCUUGGGAGUUCUUCAAGAAGAUGACAGGGAACAGUGUUGAAAGUGAUGAGGAGCUGCGAUCUACAGCAAUUGAGGUAGUCAAGAAAUGUGCAAGAUUACCACUUGCCCUUGCAACAGUUGCAAGGGCGUUGCGAAAUGAAAGUUUAUUUGGUUGGAGGGAUGCUUUACAACAAUUACAGAGGCCUUGCUUGGAACAUAGCUCGAGUGAGAUAUCGGCUGAGGUACAUUCGAAUAUUAAGUUGAGUAUCAAUCAUUUAUCAAGUGAAGACCUCAAGCAGAUUUUCCUGCUUUGCAGUUUACUGCGUCGUGACACUAGGAUUGAAGACUUGUUGAGAUAUGCUCGUGGUUUGGGUCUAAUUAAAGGAGUCAACAGCAUGAAAGCAGAACGAGAUAGGCUGUUAAAAAUGAUGCGUACCCUCAAAGAAUCUUGUUUGUUGCGUGAUAGUAAAAGUACCAAUGAGGAGUACUUCGAUGUGCAUGAUCUUACUUAUAGUGUGGCCAAAUCAAUCGCUUCAAAGGACAAUCAAGUGCUUGCUUUAACAGAGGUAGAUAAGGAUGAGGAUGAGGAUGUUGUAGCAGAUUGGCCAAAUGGAGAGUCAAUGAAAGAGUGCAACGAGAUUAUUUUGCGGGAUCCUAGUAUCAACAAGCUUCCUGACCAGUUGAAUUGUCCGCAGCUUUUUCUCUUCCUUUUGUUUAGUAAGGAUCUCUCCUUGACGUUGCCGGAUAACUUCUUCAAGGAAGCAAAAAAUCUUAAAGUCUUAGGUUUGACUUGCAUGCAUUUUUCUUCUUUACCUUCAUCAAUUGGUCUCCUAACUAGCCUCAGUACAUUGUGCCUAGAUCACUGCAAUUUGGGAGAUAACCUAACCAUUAUUGGGGCACUCAAGAACUUAAAUGUGCUUAGCCUUGCUGGAUCUGAUAUCAAAAUUGUACCCAAGGAAAUUGGGCAAUUGUUGAAGCUAAAGUUGUUAGAUGUGAGUGGUUGUACUAAACUCAAAACAAUUUCAGCUAACGUGUUGCCAAGUUUGUCAAAAUUAGAAGAAUUAUAUAUGGGUGGCACUUGUAUUCAAUGGGGACAACCCAAUGCUAGUCUUGCUGAACUGAACACACUGUCUCAUUUGUCCACUUUAGAAGUUGAAAUUCCGGACGCCAAGGCUGCCCCAGAGGACUUCUUUCAGAAGUUACAAAAGUUGGAAAGAUACAAGAUUUGCAUAGGAAAGGAAUGGGUGCGGUUUCGCAACUAUCAAUAUUCAAGAACCUUAAAACUCAGGCUAAACACAAGCAUUGAUGAUUUUGAUCAUGGAAUUAAGAAGUUGGUAAAGAGAACUCUAGAUUUACAAUUGGAUAAACUGAAAGGUGUGAAGAUUAAUGCACUGGAGGAGGUAACAGAUGAGGAAAGGCUAUCACAUUUGCAGAAUCUGCAUAUCCAAAAUGGUUUGGAUAUUGAAUCUAUCAUUAAUGCUAGAAAUGAAUUUCCUCAUUUGCAGUCCUUGACAUUGGAGGGUCUUCCUCAACUCGUAAGCUUUUGCUGUCAAGACAAAAUCGAUGGUACCUCAUUGCCUCAACGUGAAUUGCCACUUUUCGGAGAAAAGGUUGCAUUUCCCAGUUUGGAGGAAAUGAGUAUUUCCGACUUGAGUAAGAUGAAGAUGUUAUGGCGGAACCCACUUCCACCAAAUUCAUUUCCCAAACUACAACAAUUGAGUGUUGUAGGAUGUGAUAAGUUGUUAACCAUUUUUCCGUCUAAUAUACUCACAACAUUUCAAAGGCUGCACCAUCUAACCGUAAAGACUUGUGGUUCCUUAGAACACGUAUUUGAAAUCAUGCAUGAAGAAAAAGAAACCGCUUUACAACUAAGAGUUUUGCAAAUGAAUGUAUUUCCAGCCUCAAUAGCCAAAGACCUACCGCAACUUAAUUAUCUUGCAAUAUCUAGUUGUGGAGUGGAGGAGAUUGUUUCCAAAUUAGAGGAAAGAUCAGAUUCAGAAGCGGUUGCCAAUUUCAAGUUUGAUCAACUUUGCACCCUUAUACUUUCGAAUCUACCGGGAUUGAAAUGUUUUUACCCGGGUAAGCAUACCGCAAAGUGGCCAAUGUUAAACGAGUUGGAAGUAGCUGAGUGUGGGGAAAUGAGGAUCUUUGGUACACAGCUGAACACUAAUAAUGUAGAACUUGACUCCCCAAUCCAUCCACCACUUUUCUUGGUUGAAAAGGUUAUCCCUAAACUACGACAUUUGACAUUAGAUAGUGAUUAUAUUGCAAUGAUAAGUGAUGGUGAAUUCUCAAGCAGCCUUUUUCAUGAAAUAAAAGCUUUUGAAGUGAAUUACAACGGUGUUGAAUCAGUUGAUUUCCAGAUUUCUUUCCUUGAGAGAUUCCGCACUCUUGAAAAUCUUACUAUAUCUGAAUGUGAAAUAAAAGAGCUAUUUUGUACUGAAGGAGAUACCGGUAAUGAGGAGAUGUAUGUUGGGACUUUGUCAACAAUUAGAAACUUAAAAUUGGUAGCUCUUGAUAAUCUAAAAGAUUAUUUAUGGAAGCAAGACGUACAAGUGGACCACAUUCUACCCAAACUUGAGACUCUUGAAGUUCACGAUUGUUGCAAUUUGAUCUGCUUAGGAUCAUCCUCAGCAUCAUUGCAAAAUCUCACCACAUUGUAUGUGGGGAAUUGCAAUGCAAUGAAAUACUUAGAUACAUGUUUAGCAGUCCAAGGUAUGACUCAACUCAAGAAGUUGAGGGUAAGAAACUGCAUUUCAAUGAAGGAAAUAGUUGCAACCGAGGAAGGUGAAACAACUUGUGACAUUAUUUUCAGCAGGUUGAAAAGUUUGGAACUUGUGAAUCUACCGCGACCUACGAGCUUUUGUUCAGGCAACCACACAUUUGGAUUCCCAGGCUUAGAGGAAUUAAUAGUGAGUGGUUGCCCUGAAUUGGAGAUAUUUUGUAAGGGAGUUUUAACUAAUCCACCAUUACUGCAAAAAGUAGAAUAUGGAAAAGAUAAUGGACUUUGGUGUAGUGACCUUAAUAACACUAUCCAAGAAAUGUAUUCAAUAAAGGCUGGGUUCCAAGCUAUCCGGUUUUUAGUCCUCUCAGAAUUUUCCAGGUCAAUUGAAAUAUGGAAGGAGAACAUUCACGAAGUUUAG
Molecule: messenger RNA, 3903 nt
Organism: Gossypium arboreum
Lineage: Eukaryota; Viridiplantae; Streptophyta; Magnoliopsida; Malvales; Malvaceae
Product: probable disease resistance protein At4g27220
Exons: 7
Coding region: 1-3903 (1300 amino acids)
Molecular function (GO): ATP hydrolysis activity; ADP binding
Source: RefSeq, a predicted model, not a curated record